This is a messenger RNA of Drosophila rhopaloa, 1251 nucleotides long. RefSeq names its product extensin. Bases 1 to 1251 code for a protein of 416 amino acids. Lineage: Eukaryota; Metazoa; Arthropoda; Insecta; Diptera; Drosophilidae. The record is from RefSeq and is a predicted model, not a curated record. The transcript has a single exon.
AUGCAACUGCUUAGAAGUACAAUUAUCUGGGUUUGGCUUUUCGCAGCUGGACCACAAUGGCUUAUUUCGUUGACCGCUGGCUUUCAGGUGCAAGUCCGUAUACCCGUGUGGGAUGUAGGAGGCAUCAUCUCCCGAUUUACUGGUCUCACCAAGGGACAUGGCAUCGAUCAGAAGAAGAAAGAUCGACCCAACCAUGAAGAGUAUUGGCCGCCCUCAUAUGGAUACUAUGAUCCACCACCCCCAAUUUAUCCUCCGCCGCCAUACUACCCAUAUCCUCCGUAUGUGCCACCAACCAAUCCGCCGUGGCCAACAACUGAACCCCCUACGAAUCCACCAACAAAGCUUCCAACUAAGGCACCUACUAAGUCACCAACUAAAGCACCAACUAAGCGACCAACUAAGCCAUCAACAAAGCCAACAACUAAGCCAACAACUAAGCCAUCAAAGAAGCCAACAACUAAGCCAACAACUAAGCCAUCAAAGAAGCCAACAACUAAGCCAACAACUAAGCCAUCAAAGAAGCCAACAACUAAGCCAACAACUAAGCCAUCAAAGAAGCCAACAACUAAGCCAACAACUAAGCCAUCAAAGAAGCCAACAACUAAGCCAUCAAAGAAGCCAACAACUAAGCCAACAACUAAGCCAUCAAAGAAGCCAACAACUAAGCCAUCAAAGAAGCCAUCAAAGAAGCCAACAACAAAGCCAACAACUAAGACAACCGAAUCUCCAACCGAUGGAACAACAGUUGUGACAACCGAGAUAACAACAGACUCAACAACUGUUGUAACAACGGACGCAACAACUGAGAAGCCAACUGAGGCAACAACUGAUGCACCAACUGAGGCAACAACGGAGGUAACAACUGAGGAACCAACUGAGGCACCAACUGAGGCAACAACUGAGGCAACAACUGAGGAUCCUACUGAGGCACCAACGGAUCCACCUUCCCGAGACCUCUGCUCAAUGUACCACUAUCUUCCAGAGUGUCAAAAAACUAAAUCAGUGCACCUGAAAAACAAUAAGUUAAGUAAUGUAGUACAUCCCGAAAAGAAACUCUCGAUUGAAACCAUGCCGCACUCGGUGACAUCGCUUUGUUUCUACUAUCCCCGUUUGUGUAUGAAGCCCGAAGAAGCUCAAUUCGUGAGAUUGUCGGACGAGAAUGGAAGGCCAUUGCUCCUAAUAUCCCCAGUAGAAGGAAAACAUUCGCAAACUUUAUCCCAGAAUAGACUGAACGGUAAAAAGAUUUCUUAG